AUGACAAACAAAUGGCUCGUUCAAAGGACCACCGACGUUGCAUCUGUGCAAAACACCUCGAGCGCGUACAGCAGUGCCGCAUCGAGCGCAAUGGGUAAUCUCAAUGCAAACAGCCUAUACAUGGCCGAUCUUAUCGAUAAUGGUGCACUUAAGUCCGCAAGUACAGAAUCUAUCAGCAGUACACCGCCAGUCCCACCGAGACGGAAGAAGCGCAAAGCGAAGCUCGCGGCGAUUGCAAAAUCUCCGAAAGGAACGUCACCGACUCGUCUCAGAAAACCAGACAAAAAGCGUUUGGCGCCACCGCCUCCGCCGCCUCCGCCGCGAGCAGUCCGAAAGAUCAAAUCUCACGUCGCCAAAGAUCAGGGAGAAGAAAGGACGUCGAACUCGCAGACAGUAGGCGAUGCGGAAGAAACGCUAAAUAGUCUAAGUUCGAACGAGACGGGGGAAACUUCUCAGCCGUCGUCUUUACAGCUCGAGGGUGCUGACUCGGUACGGAUCGAGAAAGCGAGUAAAGAUGAAAACGAGAAAGAUGACAGGUGUGGUUCAAGCAGUGACACAAAGUCGCCGCACAAACGUCCGUUUGUAUUCGAAACUUUCGCUAGGAAAGAAACCAACAAGUACCCGCCGCUGUUCUUCACUUUGCACGAUUUUCAAAAUGUGAUGUCCAACACGCUGCAGCGUGAAGACGAUUUCAAUGAUGAGCCUUCUGCGAAUUUCGACAGCUCCUUUCACGAUUCCUUUCGCAACUCCCUUCGAAACUCCUUUCGCGAAUUCUUCGCGAAAUCGUUAGACGACGAGGAAGACGAUUUGUGUUUCCGCGUGACCACCACGAACCUUCCAUUCGAGAAAUGUUUGGACACAUGGACCGCUAAGUUUACCGAUCGUUUGGUCGAGAAUUUCGACGUACCGAGUCGUUUUAUUUUCGAAGAUUACGUCGAUAGAAGUAACAAGGUAAACGUCCGACGAUCGGCUGGCCCGAUGUGUCACGACAGCUUUGAAGAGGAACCAACGGUACCUCGGUUGACCAAAGUGAGGUUCUUGAUCGAGUCACCUAACCCGUCGACUUCAGAUCACGAAUUGAAUAACGAUGGCGAGACCACGUGCGACAGUUUCCAAAAUAUCGAUCCCCUGACAAUUGAGCAGGAAGUCAGCUGGAAUCGUGGCUCUUCCGUGAAAUUGACCGAGGUCACGGACGAUAUCACUUGCACGGACAUGAAUAAGACUUUUGGUCAGGUACAAGAUUUCCAGCAGGAUCAUGACGAGUUCGGUGACGUAUCUUUUAGUUCCAUUUUGAAAACAGGGGACAGUUUUGACCGGUGGUAUUCCCUGGACGAUGCCACGAAUUUUAUCAGGGCGAUCGAUAAGGGAUCUUUUGGUCAGGACGAUCGUGGUAAUUCCAAUGAUUCGACCGGUACUUCGAUCGGGCACGAUUCGCAAGACGAGUCCCUUUGUUCCGAGGAAAAACUAAAAGUCGCGGACGUCAGCGAAACGGAGUCGAGUUUAAUCAAGUUAAAAGGGGAAUGCUGUUCUGUGUUGGCUGAGGUUAGAGACGAUUGUUCGGAAAAGCCGCCCGAGGACAACGGUUUUGCGCGGGCUUCAAAUAACUGCACUGCUUCGAAUAACGCGAAAGAUAAUAAAAAAUAUCACGAUGAAAAGGAUUUGACGAGUGGAGCUUCUGAAAAUGAAAACAACAAUGUAAAACGCGAAGAAAUCAUUUCUAUCGGUACUAAUGCGACUGCGAAUAACUUUGAUUGGAAAUUGGAAUUAAUAAGUAAUGAGGUAAACGUCAAUUUUGUUCAGGAAGAUUCGAUAAUUGGUAGGGACAAAUAUCUAAGGACUGAAAUUAGUGAAGAACAGUCGACAAUAAACGAGACAAAAGUCUUUGAUCAACAAAUAAUAAAAAACAAAGUAGAGAAUAACGUUUUGAAAAAACAUUUAUUAUUAAAUAGAACAGAGACUGAUAUUAGCGAGGAAGUAUCGUCAGCUGAAGAGGAUAUGGAGGUUGACAAACAGCAAUUACAAACGAAUUCAGUCGAUAAAUCCACGGGAGAGUACAGAAGAAAGAUUUUCGUAAACGAAUCGCUUCGAAAUAUACUAAAUCGUUGUGAUUUCACGUCGAAUGACUUUGCGAACGGCAGUGAAGAUUCUGAUGUGCAAGACGAUAAUUUGGACACUGGCGAUAUUUCUGUAGGUGAGAGCGAGAGAAAUUUCAAGGGCUUAAUUACCAAAGAUGACACGGGACAGGAGACGAAGGAUAUUCCAGUUAGCCAAAGUAAUAAAAAAUCACAAGAUAGUUUUAUAGGUAACGAAUCACUGGAAAAAAAGAAAAGUAUCACUAAUCCGGUUAAUAUUCAACGAAACUCUUUUCUAAUCAAUAUGUUGUCCGAGGAUACAGAUCAGAUGUGUACGAGCUGUGAAAUCAUUGCUCUUCACCCAAAAUCACUAGCGAAGAGCGAAGUAUCGAUUUCGAAGGAUGAAGAAGGAAAGAAACUGGCGAACCGGUUAAACGAGUCGAUAAAAAUGGAUUCAGAGAUCCAGAAAAUUUUACAAGAGUCUAAAGCGCCGUUGAAAAGGGUAGAAACCACUUUCCCAAAGCCAACAACGGCCAAGAAGAUUGCCGAAACGAGCAAGAAAACCACCGGUGAGGCGAAGUGCGAUGUAUUGAACGAGUUGCUCUCCAAUUUUAGUAACAUUAAAUUGAAACCGGUGAACGACGAGAGGAGAAGUGCCGCUGAAAGUCAUCCGCGAGUAAAAACUUCUUCUCGGAAAGAGAACGAUAAGGAGAGAAUCGAAUCUAUGUCAGAUAGCCGUACACAAAGUUUGAAAGAUUGUAACGGUAAUUCUUUUUUGGAGACCACGAAAGCGAGCGACGAGUCGAUAAAUCUCAAAGCAGGAACUUCUUCGGUUAAACAGUGGCAGUAUGCUGCCUCUUUGACGACGAGAAAGGUUCUAGAUGACCGGAACAAGAGUAACGAAUCACAAAUAGAGUCUGAAGGGUCCAAAAAUUGUACUGCAAAUAGCACAGAAUCCGUGAAAACGCCAGACAGCUGCUAUAUUUUAUCAGAUCGUAAAGAAGAGUCUCGAGAAAUGGAUGUAAACAGAGUCGUAAGAACGGUUAAGCAGUGGCAGUAUGCUGCUUCUCUGACGACGAACAACUAUAUUUCAGGUGACCUGAAUAAAGGUAACGAAUCACAAAAGAGGUCUGAAAACUUCCAAGGUGACGUCAGCUUUGUGACCAGUACUGUGGAUAGAAUAAACGGAGUCGAAAGAGCCACGUACCAGGAUUACUCGGGAUUAUCGAGGAACACGAACGAAGUUCUCUUCGAACCGAUCAAAAGCGAUGAUGUCAGAAGAGUGUCUGAUGAAGGAGGAAGAGGAGGAGCAAGCUCCGUGGAAUGUCUGCAGAUGAUAGGCUGCAGCGCAAAGACUGACGAGUCGCAUAAUCGUUGCGCGUACGCGCGACAGUUAGAGUUAAACAAAAGUAUGAGUAUGAGUAGCGGCGACAAGCGUGCCAUAGCUAGAAGGAUUUCUCAACCCCAUCGUAAUAAUAAUGACAAUAAUAAUGACAACAGAGCUGUAACAUCCGUAGCUGUAAGUGAUGACCAAUCCUGCGACACUGUAACGAUAACUCCUGGUAGAGUUAGGAGUUUCAUUAAGUAUUACGAGAUUCAACGCGAGGCGACAACCGACAAUGAUUCUAAAACUAACGAUAGAGUAGAUAAGGACCCGAUGCCUGAGCACCAAUCGGUGAUCAGCAUCUGUAGGGGACUGGAAGCGAGGACCAUCGAGGCUAAGUUCUUCGAAGCGCAGAAAAAGGAUAAUUCUAAGUCGUUCGACACGAUAAAACGGGAUGAUUAUUGUGGGCUAGUAGCGGAUCAAGAUUUCGAAAGAUCGAUCGGUUCAGCGAGGAAAGAAGGAAAGUGUGCUGCAAUCGUAGAAAAGAUUGGAACAGAGUACUCGAGUAGAUUAGAUGCUCCUAUUGCGAAUAUGGAAGAUGAUUAUGUGGAAAUGAAGAAGCAGAUACACGUGUCACCGAAGUCCAUUGUUGAUUCAUGUGCGCAUCCUGGAUCAGCUAAGAGAAAGAAGUCUGUGAAAUUUCAAGGUGGUUUCACCGUGAUCGGUGCGAAAGAUCCUGACGACAAUGGUACCUCGGGGAGUCCUGCUGGGAGUCCUGCGGGUCAGGAUACAAAGUUGUUGGAUAAGAAGAAGAAUUUCGACAAGCUGACGUUGGAGGGUAGUGUUCUUCCCGAGAAAGUAGAUUUUGACGUUGGACAACUUGCAGAAUUGUUGGACGCUGACUCGCGUUCUUUGGAGAAACGAGAAACUGCUGCUCAGAUACAAGCCGCAGCGAAAUGUGAGGAAUGUUCAGGUAUUAAUCGCUUCGUUCCAAAACCAGAAACCCCACGCCUCGUAUUUUAUUGUACUGUAUAGUUAAAACCGUAGUUUCUAAAUGUCGUCGUCGUCGUUUUCCCGAAUCUCGGCGAGAUUUCACCGUGACGCUUAGCGUCGUAGCUAAAUUCGAUCUUUUCCACACUGUUUCUUACGUGUUUUAACUGAAGAACAGAUUUCGCGCUGUUUCGCGAGAACCUGCGCAGAAUUCCAUUAUCUCGCAAACAAAACGCUGAAACAAUUUUUGUCAAUUUAUCAUUAUUAGACAUUUUAUGUGAUGUUAUGAUUUAUUGAAGUUAUGAAAUAAUUUGAAACGAACUAUCGUGAAAUUAUAGGGCGUUGAAAGAUAUCGAAAAAUAGGAAAUAUAUUAGGCUACUAAAACAUUUCUUGGCACAAAUCGCACAUAUAUGAACUUCAUGUUUCAAUGAAAGUUUUGUCAAUGAAAAAUUUGAAUAUAUUUUCAUAUUUUGAUAAUCUUACCGGUAUCUAUGUUGUCAAAUGAAGUUGGAACAGAAAGAUAUAAUUUUGUGUAUUUCCCAUAUGAAGAUCACAGGGCUGAUACACAAUAAAAUCUUUUUUAUUGAUUUCUUGCUAUUAACGUCGUUUUGUGGUAGUUUGAGGUUCUGUUAAAAGUCGACGGUAUAGCUAAUAUUAUAACAAUCGAUAUCUCGGAAUAUUCAAAUCACUAGCAAAGAUACAUAUUCAAUUUUAAAAGCAAAUACAAAUACGUCGGAUUACGAUGCAACAUAUUAAGUUAAUGAAUUAAACGAAGAAAAUUGCUCACUCUUAAAGGCAAACAACACGUGACUUACCACAUUUCUUCAUAUUUCAAUUCAGCAAAAUGAAAAGGAAAUACAAUAUCAACUCUAAUUCUAUUAAUGUCAAACGAAAUUCUAAGAAACAUUUAUCAGUCGAUAUUGUUAGAAACAUUUUAACUUUACAUUUUAAUCCAAGCUCAAUAUCGCUGCGUUAAAAUAUCUAAUAAAUAGUCUCCAACAGUCACAAACAGUCUUCCAAUCGACCAAAUCAAAACAUUACGAACUAUUGCAAAUUACCUUCGUGUUUCUAUCAAUCACGGGAAAAAGUACGAAACGAUCUUUUCCUAAAUCACAAUAACGGUCGUUUGUUCUUAAAGAAUAACCGAAUAUAACAGCCAGCGAUGAUAGGAUAUCAGUUGACAAACAGAGGUACUUAGAUCACCAAUUCGCAAAGCAAAGAGUAAUCGUGUGUUUCCGAACGGUUUGCCACGUCCUACUACGAAAAGAGUUCGACAAAGUUUCGUCGGGUUAAGGUUAAGCCACUCGUUCGAUACACAUUUCGACUAACGUGGAAGGACAGAUCGCGACUAGCAAAUGUUCCGUUUCUCUUGGAAGGAUUUAGAGUUAUCGUGUAUCCGAUGGAUAAACAGAUUUUUCGGUCAAGCGCAUUAGCCAGUUCGUGAAAUGUCUCUUCCUAGCGGAUUUAUUCGAUUCAGCCCGCAUUUGGCGCGUCGCAGCUUUUUCUCCUAAUUUCUUGCAUCAUUUUGACCGACUUAUUUUACGUGUUUUCGGAUAAUGGGGCUCCGCUAGAUUUACGGCCCCCUCGACGAGGCCGUAGAGCAAAAAGCGCCGACGCGAUUUGUGGCUUCGCUCGAAUUGUCUGUUUCUUGCGUAAUGUGACGUUUUCAGGAUGGAAAACUUUGUGAAACUCUUUCGAAUGGAGCGGAACGCGGCAAUGAGAAGAUUUCUACGGCGUUCUAGACUUUGAUGGUGUCGAUGAUGGUGAUUACAUUGAAAAUAUUUAUGGCUUCAUGGGAAACUUGAAGAUGGAAAAACGUAUAGAGUGUUCAUAAUACAGAAAUACGUACAUGAUAUUCAAAGUAUAGUACAAAAUAUUCAAAGUAAAUACGAUAUAAGGUAAAUAUAAAAUGAAGAUGGUAACAAAAUUUCUUAAGGACAAAAAUAUUAACGUUGAAAAAAUUCACUUUAUUAUUUAUCAAACAAUUAUUUAUAUAGGAAAUUAAGUAAUUACAAAAUUAUAAAUUACAAAUGACAAACCUGUUACAGUAUACUCUAGACGAAAUAGUCUGCAGUAAUUCGAAAAGUGUCAACACGAUAUUCAUUGCAAUAUUCACUCCAUUAUUUAGAAAGAAAAAAAAUAAAUUUGUACUUACCUCGUAUUCUCGAAAGUACUUCGUUAAACAAAGAUCGAGGAAGACUGAACUGAGAAGGGAAAGCAAUUACCGGAAUGAAAUAGGAAGCGGGAGAAGCGUCGCCGUAUACAAGAAAUCUGUUCUUCCGUUGAACUCCUUUAGCACGGUUAGAUUCCGUUCUCCAAUUGACUUUUAGUCGUGUGUGUUUAACGAAACGGCAAACAGCUCUUAGCUCUGUUAUUGUCGCGAACCUUCCUUGCGCGUCCUUGCAUUAGGAGAACGUUGUUUUUUGGCGACAUAGCGUAUCGCAGAAACCGCGCGUGUAUAACCCCAUUAUCCUGCAUAUAUUGUGUAAUUAUAACGUAAAGGUGGAAGUAAUUUACGUGGUAGAGUAGUGGCGAAGUAAUAUACUUGUUGCGCUGUUUGUGUUACGUAUACGUAUUCAGCUGAUCAAUUUAACACAUGUUUAGUAUCCAGUGUCGUAAAAAGUACUUUCAUUUCGGUUCUUACGAAUGAAUGUUAUUUCUCAAUGGACGAAUGUUCUGUGUUUCGUGGACGAGAUAUUAAAAUUAAAAAGAAGAAAAAGAAAAAUGAGAAGGAGAAAGGAAGGAGGUUAUAAUACUUUACGUCUACAUCAGAAUAUACAUGGUUUACGAAAGAAUAGUUGUAAUUAAGAUGAAAGGUAGAUGUAUGAACUUUGCAGAUAAUACUUGAUAACUGUGUUUUUUUUAAUUAAUUUUUUGUUAGAUAGGAUCUUACGACAAAUGUUGUCCUAAGUAUGUGUAUACCAUAAUAUGUACAUAUUAUACAAAGGUCGGAUAAGCUUUUAAUAGGUUGCAAGUUGCUCGAAAGUCAUUGAAAGCUUAUAUUAUGUGUGAAAUAUAAUUUAAAUUGUAUAUUGGAUAGACGUUAUUUUAGAAUUAUGUUGUAAUAGUUUUUUGUUGCUUGAAACUUAAUAAUGAGUCAGGAAGAGCCUGAUCUAUUAAAGUAGAUAUUUUUCUUCAUAAAUUAUUUUACAUAAAGAAGCACCAAAAGACAGUUUUACGAUUUUUUAAGAUACUAUCAGUACUGUACGAUAUUAUUAUCAAUUUGAAAUAUUAUUAACAUGAUACGAUAGCUUUUCAAUCGUUUAAUUAUCCAGAUGUUACUGUAUCACUGUUGCUAUUAAUACUGCAUUAAUCUACAAUCAGAGUAACAUGUUCAUAAUUAAAACGUGAAUGAAAUGAAUUUUUACUUGAAUAAUGUUCUUAACACAUAGAAAAUCAAUGCUGAAUGCUACCAAUAAUUCUUUAUUGAAUCGUCAUAAAUAAUAUCAAAUCGCAUAAUUUAUUGUCGCUGUCUCCUCGUUUCUUCAUAUUCAUAUGCUUUCGGAUAUGUUCUAUUCACUUUUUUACUCAUAAAAAUAGAACAUAAAAUAUAGAACAUAUAUAGAGGAAUAGAAUUAAAUACACAGCAAUCAGAUUAUCAGGUAACACCAAAGUUUAACUCGAAGGUUACUUCAUCAAGCAUCUCCAAACUUCUUCUAACAACACAAACGAAAACAAAUCAAAUUGGAUAGAUUUAUAGGUAUACUUUUCGAUGGUGUCAGAAUUUCGCGACAGUGCAGUGUCGUGGAAGGCCUGGUUUCUAGCAACCUGUGUAAAGUUUUCGGUUGAUUUCAAAUAUGUCGAACGUGGCGUGAUAGCAGAAAGUUUCUGACACGCGUGGCAGAUCGAGUUAAAGGACGGUUCGAGUUCCGUCAAGUUCUUUUUGGCACGUUUGCCAGAAUCAGACGCGUUUCAGCUGAGAUCGGAUACACGAUUCAAUCACGUGGAUCUCGCUCCAGAAAUAUUUCAUGAUUUUCCACUUGUACAUUUCUGCGAUUAAUAUUUUUCCUGUAACAUACGGCAUGUAGAAUUGAUCAAAUACACGAGAUGUUCAAACGUUUCUAAUCCAAACUGAAUACAAUUUGAUUUUAGAAAAUUGCCAAGUACUUGAUCGUUGGAAUAUAUUUUGAGUGAGAUCGACUCGUUCAAACCGAUCAAAAUUUGUUCAAACUCACUCAAACCAUCAAAAUAUGUUGUUCGAUGUUUGAAUUGCUUAUCUUUUUCGAGUUAUUUGGAAAUCUCAAAUGACAAAAAUCUGAUCGAGGAAAUCAUACGAUCGGAUAAUAGAAUGGAACGAUGAUGGAGAAUACAAACGUAUACAGAUCGAAAUGACAGUACUUUUUAAAGGUUCGACACGCAGAAGGUGAUAUGCAUAGCGGACUGUUUUUUAAGCGUGCAAUUCGUUGGCCAAAUGAGACUUAACGCGGUGUGAUUAUGCAAUCGUUUUAUUUUUUCCUCUGUUGACUUAUUGUAAGUAUGAUAAUUUAUCGUUUGUGCGAGCGCAUUACUUUAUAUGACGUAGGAGAAGAUUAACGAUAACGAGAAGAAUAACGUGUCGUCGAUAUAAUAGGAAUACGUAAAUGGAAUGCUUCAUAAGACUUAGUAUUAUUAUAUACGCAUGGUUCGAUCCGUUUGUGUUUCUGCACGAUGUAGAUUUUGGAUAAAUGUUGAAGAAAUCGAUUCUCUUGCCGAGUUUCCUUCGUUCUGUGUAUUUCGUUCGACCGACUUUCAAUUUUACUCGUUGCACAUUUAAAUUCCUUUCGAUGUGUGGAACGUAUCCAUGAUCGGUCGAAGUUAAUAAAAAAUUUGUCAUUUUCGGGUGGUAAAAAUUUUGAGGUGUUAUUAUAAUUGUAGAAAAUGAUUUACGAUAGUAAGAUGUAGAUAAAAAUCGAUGUUAAAAGUUACAUUGUGUUUAUGUAAAAUAGUACGUGAUUUCAUUAUUGUAUAAGUAUCUAUCAUUUUAUCAGACCUUAUAGGAAAACGUAAUGAAUAGAAUAAGCAUGAAAAUAUUGAUGCCAAUCUAUGAAUUUAUUACUUUUCUUUAGAAUACCUUCUCUCACAAUCAGAAAGUUACUUAUGUUAUAUUUUAUUCUGGAAUGUAUUAUAAUAAUAUCAAGAUCAACAGUUGUACUCCUGAGGUGUAUCUAGUAUGUACAUUAAAUUUAUAUUUAAAAUUAAAAUUCAGAUGUAGAUUGUAUAGAUUGAGCAUUAAAUCGUUUCAAUUUUUAAUUAGAAGCAGUGUAACGAUAAUUCAUCUUUUAUUCUCAAAGUAUCAAUUUAAAUAUUAUUUAGAUACAUAACUAUCAGAACUUCGGCAGAAAUUAGUGAAUAUUACGAAAGCAGGUCGUACCUGCACAUCGAUUUCUUUUACUUUCAAUCGACAUCUACAUUUAGCACGAAGACAAGUGGAUAAGUGACCGUGCAUAUAUUUCUAGACACAUACGUAUAUGUAUAUGUUUUUGUACAAGAUGAAUGUGAGUAUUAUUACGCGAUAACGAUUCUGUAAAACGCAAUGCGAUUUACCCAAUUACCCCGUUGGUUAUGCGAUCUUUUAUAAAUUUUAAUUUACAUAGAUAGGUAGCGCGAAGCCCAGAAAGUGCGAAUCGUACGAGAUUUGUCCCAUUUAAGAGGAUGUUACACGUAGUGAUGCACUUGAAAACGCAGCUCGAAGAAGCAAUAAGCCACGAUACAUCUAUAUCUUUUAACGAUUUCUUUUAACGCGACCUAGCUUUCUGAAGAUUUCUCAUUAAGUAAAGAUCAAUUUGAAAUUGUACAAUUUAUAUAGUUGGAAAGCUUACAUCGAUCAAUUUUUAAUUGUCUUCGUUUCAUUACUUUAUUUUUAUUAUGAAACAUUAUACGCAAUUCGUUUACCGAUAUCGGUAUAUUAUUGAAUCAGAUUUAUAAUAUUUGAAUAAUUUUAUUAUUUUGUAAUUUUUAGAGAUAAAUUUUAUUUUUGGUUUAUCUUUGCACGCAUAAUGAUUUUUUUUUUUUUUGUAUAAUUGAUUAUAAUAUGUUGCAUAAUUGUACCGUUUCUUACUACGAAUACUUUGUUGCGUUUAUCGAGUCACGAGUUUUAGAUUUGUAUACAGGGUUGCGUGCAUGUUGCAAACGACAGCGUUCGAUAAAAAUGUUCAGUCAACUGAAAUGGUCAUUAUUGUAUGAUCGUUAAAUGAAUAGAAUGUACAUAUCUGCAAAAAACAACAGAAUAAAUUGGAAAUGACAAAUUGGAAACGUCAAUCACACACAAAUAAAGUUCUAAAAAUAUUUGCGAAUAUUUUUAGAAAGUUAUUGCAUACAAAUUAUUCUAUUGUAAUGAACGAUAUUUCCAUAAAAUUCUUUGUAGCAUUAAGGUAUCAGUUUGUUUUUCCAAACACGUUUGUUAUCGCUAAGGAAGAUAUAAUAAACUAUAUUUUGCGUUCUUUAUGGAAAAUGAAAAUCAGAAAAUCGACAAAACUGAAUCUAUCGUGCUUUCCUUUUCUGAUCUUCGUGUGUAAAUCACAAAGCUGUCGAAUAAGUAUCAUUCGAAUAUUUAGGGAUAAAAAAUUAUAAUAACCGUAACCACGAUAUUUGAAUAGAUAUAAUCUGGCGCAGUUAAAACAUCGAUAAUCAGACAUUGCAAUAACACGAUAUUUGAAUCGAUGGAAUUUUGCAUGGAAAAUUGUUAUUAACUACGAUAAAAAAUAAUUAAUUGCAGCAAAAUCAAUAUUCUAUCACAAUAGAAAAUACGGGCGACCUUUGCGUACACACUAAAACUUUCGAUCGAGUUACAUUAGUCUCAAAUAUUUGCUCGGGGAAUAUUGUAAUGAAUGCAAAGAAACGUAAGUUCCAUUCAUUUGACUCAACAUGAGGCGCGAAUCUAAAGCAGAAUCGUGCAAGUUUGUUCUCUCUGGUUGAAACAAUAUGGUUCGGAUUUAAAGAUAAAAGAAGAAGACGAGAAAAACGAAAAAAAUAGACACGAGGUGAAUUGUACAUUCAGGCGAAAAUAGUACGAAAGCACGCGCGUAGAAUCUAUUGUAUACUCGUGUGUGUGAAGCACGAAAACGCUUGAGACCGAGCUAGUUUCGUUUUUUAGGGGACAGAAUCGAGGAUCAAAGUUUAGAAGAAUUUACCGAUUAACCGCCUGAAAUACGUUUUUUCUAGACGAAUACGAACAACUUAUUACUGUUUUAUAACGUGUAGAGGAUGACAAAAGUGAUAGCGUAGUGGAUGAAACACGUGCGUGUACCAACGAUUCCUCAUUGUACGCAGAUAGUCAUUCGCUGUUAAAGUAUAGUCGACACUUUAUGUUCAUUUCGAGAGAAAUGUUUUCCUGCUGUACACUGUACGUUUAUAUUUCCGCUGAACGCUGAAUAAAUUAUUAUUUUCUAUGCUACAACAAA
Bombus pascuorum is the source of this 11766-nucleotide messenger RNA. RefSeq lists its product as uncharacterized. NCBI's taxonomy places the organism in Eukaryota, Metazoa, Arthropoda, Insecta, Hymenoptera, Apidae. The coding region runs from base 1 to 4431 and encodes 1476 amino acids. The transcript is spliced from 3 exons. The record is from RefSeq and is a predicted model, not a curated record.